AUGACUCAGCAAGCUCCUCCUCCUCCAGAGAAGGAUAGGAACGAGGAAUUUAAGGCAGAGCUUGAGGCAAAACUUGAUAAGCAGCUUGCUGAUCUUUUAGAACAGAAAAGAAAAUUAACAUUAGAACAAGAAAGACUAAAUGAAGUUGUUAUCUCUUUGCAGAGAAGGAAUGCAGAUAUUAUUAAGGAGUUAGAAGCUCAAUCUCUUCACAAUGAUGAAAGAGUUGCUGAGCAAGGUGUCAAUUUUGAAAAAGCAAAGAAAGAAUGCGAGUUAGAAAUACAGAAAGCACAGGAAGACAUUAAAGUCGACUUUGCAGCAGCAAAUAAAGUACUUAUAGAAAACAGAAAGAAAUACCAUCACUUAGUUUUCAACUUAAAUGAGAAAAAAGAAGUAGAAGAACAAAGAAAAGUCUUACUUGCACAGGAAGCUCAUCUCAAAGAGCUUUCCAUAUUAACUCAGAAGCAAAAUCGUGAAGAGCGUGAGAAGAAAUUGACAGAAAUUUACAAUAAAAGAGAUAUCUUCAAGAAAGAAGCUAAAGAGCAACUUGAAAAGGCAAUUGAAAAGGCCAAAGAAGACAUCAUUCAAGAAAAGAAUGAAACAUUACGUGUAGCUCAAGCAGAAAGUAAAACUUUAUCUAAAUUAGUCGUUAAAGCCCAAAAAGCAGUUGUAGAAUUACGAGAUAAGUACAAUGAUCUCCUUGAAGAAGAAAAUAACCUCGAAAUGAAGCUAAUGGAAGCCAAACUUGUAACUCAAUUAACAACUCCAGAACAAAACCAGCAAACAAUACAAAACUUGAAAGCCGAACUCGACAAACUCGAGCAAGACCGCGUAAAUGCUAGAACUAAGCCAGAAGCCGACAGUCGAAGAAAAUUUACUCAGCAUAUGAAUAUGAUGAAAAAGAAGAAGAACGAACUUAACGGUUUCAUCAAGCUAAACCAACUGAAGCGUAUCGAAAUGAAUCAAUUACGAGCUCUUGCUUCAAAUGUGAUUGAGCAGAGACAAACGUUAAUGACGUUCAUGAAUGAAACAAUUACAAAGCUUCGUAAAGAAAUAGCUUCCGCUGUCAAUCAGAAAGGCCUGAAUUUCAGAACUUCUGAAUUAAUUUUGUGUCAUUUGACAGAUGAUGACCAGAACGUCCUCGGAAGGAUGUUCCAAGGAGCAGAUGAUCCAGCAGCCCAGGAAGCUAGCGAGCAGCUUCGUUUCUUCGAAGUUUUGUACUCAAGAUUUACUGGAAUUGUUCAGCCAAGGAAAAUCGAAGAAUAA
Molecule: messenger RNA, 1263 nt
Organism: Trichomonas vaginalis G3
Lineage: Eukaryota; Parabasalia; Trichomonadida; Trichomonadidae
Exons: 1
Coding region: 1-1263 (420 amino acids)
Source: RefSeq, a predicted model, not a curated record